CUCUUAUAGUCUUCGUAGGUGCUGUAGGCAAAGAUUUCCAGCAGUUUGACGCUGUUGGCGUGUGGACCGUUCCUAAUAUCCUCCACACACUUGCACUCCAGUAGCUCGCUGAAGACGUACACGCCGCUCGUCUCGGUGGCGUGUUUUAUGAGCUCAGCCACUGCAGAGCCCUUGGCCGACUUUGCCAGCAGCAGGAACUGCUCCAGGGACUGACAGCUGAUCAGCGUCGGUGCUGGAGGAUCCUCCAUGCCGGUUAUAGCUGCUGAAAACAAGCAGUUCCUCGCUUCAUGAACACUCACUUGCCAACCGUGCAAAAUUAUUCAGAGGGAAAGAGGUUAAAUAGCUCACGUGUAAUCACGCGAUACCGGUGUGCUUACGUCAGCACACAAACACCGAUCGUGUGCAAUGGCCACGGCAUCUUCGACGAAAAGACUGCGACAGGACUAUCUGCGGCUACAAAGGGACCCCGUCCCCUACGUAGAGGCGACGCCGCUGCCCUCCAACAUACUGGAAUGGUAGGUGGACUCGCUCUAGCCGUGUCAACCACACGAUGACACUGUUUCCUCCUCCCACCUUUCGUCUCUCUUCUCUUUUCCUGCUUGCUGCUCCCUUAGGCACUAUGUUGUGAAGGGGCCUGAAGAUACACCCUACCACGGAGGAUUUUACCAUGGAAAGUUGAUAUUUCCCAAGGACUAUCCGUUCAAACCGCCGAGGAUCAUGAUGAUGACGCCAAACGGACGGUUUCAGACGAACACGAGGCUCUGUCUCUCGAUCAGUGAUUUCCACCCAGAUCUCUGGAACCCAGCCUGGUCCGUAGCCACCAUCCUUACUGGACUCCUCAGCUUUAUGGUUGAAACAACGGUUACCCUAGGCAGCAUAGAAACUCCGGUCGAAGUAAAGAAGCAGCUGGCAAUAGCCAGUUGGUCCCACAAUCUCCGGGACAGAAUUUUCACUCAACUCUUCCCACAUCUCUGUGACGAAAUAACGCAGAAGAAAGAAGAGUAUGAGAAGAAAAUGGCGGAGAGGGCGGCCAGACAGGCAUCGCUGAGGUCCACUCUGGCCUCUAGUCACCAUAGUAACCUAGUGGUGGAACACGGCUACUGUAACGGUGUUUUUGGUAACGCCGUACUUUUUGCCUCCCUCGCGGGGUUUGUCUACAUUGUCCACUACAUGGUCACGAAUAUGGUUUAAUUGUCAGCAAAGCUACUGUACGUUUACAGCAUCAUCCUUGUAUCUCUCUCUUUAUAACAACAAGUCUCAUUAUAAGUGGAUAGCCAGAGGUAUGAUGGAGUGUAGUAAACAGUAAAGUUAAAGCUAUAAAUGUUGUGGUAAGGGACUGGAGAAGGCACUGUUUGGUAUAUAAUAUACCAGCUAUAAUUAUA
This is a messenger RNA of Geodia barretti, 1382 nucleotides long. The record is from the annotation of a GenBank genome assembly. NCBI's taxonomy places the organism in Eukaryota, Metazoa, Porifera, Demospongiae, Tetractinellida, Geodiidae.